UCCUCCUCCUCCACCUCCUGUUCUUCCUCCUUCUCCCCUUCCUCCUCCUCUUCCUCCUCUCCCGCCUCCCCCCCUCAUUUCCCGCCGUCACCGCGGCUGCCUCUGCUGUCUGUGCCCCUCAGCGCCCCGGAGCCGCCCCGGCGCAGAAGCCAGAGGCAGAGGUAGAGGCUGCCGCCCAGGAGCCCGGGCUGGGGCAGCGGGGCCGGCCACUGGGUCCCAGCCGAGGUGGAGGGGGAGGGAGGAGGUGGAGGAGAGGCAGCUCACCCAUCCCUCUUCCUUCUCUCCUCUUCCUUCUCUCCUGCCUGCGGUCCUCACCCUCAAAGACCUUUCUCCUUUCCUGUCUCUGUCACACGCGCACGCACGCAAAUAUAACCCACAUCCCCGUCCCUACACAUUCAACCCCGCGAUCCCAGGGUAUUCCCCAGCGCCACCCCACUCCUGCCAUCCUCCGUCUCUUCCUUUGGCCCCGCACUCCCCAUCCUGCAUUCCUAUGGACAAACACCUGCAGGAAAGAAGCUGCUGAACCUGUAACAUGGAGGAUUGCCUUCAUACCUCAUCAGAAAAUCUUUCAAAACUGGUCAGCUGGGCCCAUAGCCAUGGGACCAUUUGUAGCCUCAUUCCAAAUCUGAAACAUUUGCUGUCUGAAGGUUCCCAUGGCAACCUGACAGCAAUGUGGGGCUGCAGUGCUGGCCAUGCUUAUCAUUGGCCUCUGACCGCCACUUGUAGAGCCGGAUCCCAGGAGAGGGUCUGUUUCCAGGACAACAGGAGUUUCAAUUCUGAUAGUCCCAGUAUCAUUGGUGUGCCCUCUGAGACACAAACCAGUCCUGUAGAAAGGUACCCUGGGAGGCCAGUGAAAACUAAGCUGGAUUGUAACAGAACUAGAGACUCUUGUGAUUUUUCUUACUGUAGUGAGCCUUCAGAAUUGGAUGAAGUUGUGGAAGAAUAUGAAGAUGAAGCAACUCUUUUUGACAUGGUUUGUGAGUCUUCUGUGACAGAUGAGGACAGUGACUUUGAACACCAGACCCAAAGAUCUCAGAACAUUGCUCGGAAAAGACCUGGAAUUUGUCCAUCUUCAGUUCUUUCAAGCACCCAGUCACAGGUCAUCGAUGAAAGCAGCAGUGAUGUCAUUGUGAAGAAAAUCAAGCAAGAGAUUCCUGAAGAUUAUUACAUUGUGGCAAAUGCUGAACUAACUGGAGGAGUGGAUGGCCCCACACUCUCACUAACACAGAUGGCAAAGCCUAAAACCCAGGCUCAUGCUGGCCCCUCUUAUGUUGGGCCAGCCAAGCCAACUCCCCAUUUGGCCCCAACACUCAGCACAGAAUUGGACCUACAAAACAUCUCUGCCUCUCCACCCAUUAUUUCAAGACAGACAGUCCAGAAGCCCAUCAAGGUAUCCCUGGCUUCGCCUAAUCGAGGACUUUCUGGUAGCCAUGGGGCCAGCCAACAGGUGGCGAUUCAGAUGCCCGUGAGCACAUCCAGUACCAACAAACAGAUUAGCAUUCCUCUGUCUGCUCUGCAGAUCCCAGGACAAGAGGAGCAAGUGGCUUCUGAGGAGCUGCUACCACCUCUACCCAAUCAGGUCCCAUCCUGUGAGGUAGCCCUGUCACCCCCGCUUAGCACAGAGCCAGAAGUGAGCUCUAGCCAGCAGCAGCCCAUGGCCCUUCCCACCAUCACAACGGAGGCCACAGCACAAACAGUACCAGACCAGGAUGAAAAAGCAGCUGAUCUUAGCAGGGAACAGAAUGAGAAGACUAUCCGAAGUACUCAGACUGCUCUUCGCAAUUUCCGGGAGUUCCUCAUCUCUAAAUAUCCUUCUGAAACAAGGGAAAUUUAUGUCAUUCCUUGCAAGGAACUGGAUGAUUAUCUUGCUUCUUUCUUUGUGGAUGCCAGGCAGAAAGAUGGGUCUGAGUAUGAGCCAAACAGCUUGGCUAAUUACCAAUGUGGUUUGGAGAGGUACCUCAAAGAGCACAGGUAUGGCUACAGUAUCACAAGGGAUAAGGAAUUCAAGAGGUCGCAAGAGGCUCUGAAACAAAAGCAGAUUGAGCUCCGGUGCAAAGGUAAAGGAAACAAACCACAUAAAUCCAUGAAACUCACCUUUGCUGAUGAGCUCAUUCUACGCAAAAGGGGAUUGUUGAGCCGAUAUAACCCCGAAGGGUUGCUCAAUCUUGUCUGGCUCAACAACACUAAAGCUUUUGGACACUGUACAGGCUUUCAUGGAUCCACCUUGAAAUGGGGGGAUAUCCGACUCCGAGUAACUGAGACGGGCUUAGAAUAUUUGGAGUGGAUGGGCCAGGACACUGGUGACCUGAACACCAAGACCAAAAGAGGAGGAACUGACUCCAGAGUGUAUGCUACUCAGCAUGCUCCCCAGACCUGCCCGGUGCAAGAUUACAAAGAGUAUGCUCAGCGGAGGCCGCCGGCCAUGCGGUAUGAGGAUGCCCCAUUUUAUUUAUCCAUCAAGCCUGUAGUAAACCUGGCUGCACUCCAUUGGUACAACUGCCAGGCACUGGGCAAGAAUAAACUGGCCAAGAUGGUGAAAACAAUGUGUGAGAAAGGCAACAUCCCUGGCAGGAAAACCAACUUCAGUGUGUAUCAGAGUUGCAGCACCCUCUCUGAAGCACAAAGCAACCAGCUGGUGCUGAUAUGUAACAAUUUAAGCCAGCAAGCUGCCCAGUCCAUGGCUAGCCACUCCAGCAGUGGCAAUUUCAUAGUCUCUGCCUCAUAUGAUUCUUCCUCAGACACCACUUGACUACUUCAGGGGCGUAAGCAGGACAAUUUUGAGAGUUCAGACUUAAUUGUUUUUGUGCCCAAUAAUACACGUCAACUGUGAUUGUCAUGGGACUUCCUGUCCCAUCCCCUUGUCCCGUCUUAACUAACUUUAUAAAAAUAUAAAUAUAUAAUAUAUUUUUUUCUUUUUACAAAUAAUUCAAUAGAGAUAGUUUAGUAUUACUAACAUAGUAUUUAUAGGUUAGGACAAAAUGAAAACUACUUAUGGGUGAGUUAUUAAAACUGUAGAUUUUACACAUGCAAAGUAUAUUCAGGCAACAUAAGACAGAAAAGGAAUUCUGGGUUUUUUUGAAACUUUACCCAUGGAAAUAGUGUGUCUCCACACAAGGGCUGACCUCUCCAUUCACUUAAUCAAUGAUUUUCUUAUUUUUUUAAAAUUAUGUCCUAACCAAGAGAAGACAACACUUUCUCUGAGUGUUUUCAUUACACUUGUUUGUACUCAGUCACAUCCAGAAAAGGAAAAGCUAUUGAUAUAAACUUGAAACAAUUCCAAGUAUUUUCAUCCUUUUCUUUCUUUUUAGUCUGCUCAGAAUUUUGACUCCUGUGGUCUAUAGGAAAAGUCCAGUAUUUUUACCUAGCACCUCUUCUUUUUUCUGUGAUAAAGAGAUUUAUUUUGGAAUACUUAUAUUGCUUUCAACAAUAUGCAAAUAUGUCAUGACAAAAAGACUGUUAAUACAACUAAAUUCUACUGUUGUAAAGUGAAUGCUGAUUACCAGAGGCAGUUCUUUCUGACCUGUGAGAAUGCAGUGUCAAUUGCCCUAUAAUUAUCGUUUUUUCCAGGUAACAAAACUUCAAAUCUCUCCAUAAUCAGACUCUGUGGAAGAUCACAAUGGAGGAUGGUUGAAGGGGAAGGGUAAUUAUUUAAAUUAUAGAAGAACUAACACGGGCAAUAAGAAAUCGUCCUCUUGCAAAUGAAAAUCCUCAACACUUCCCCAUAACCACUACCCCGUUAUUAAAGUUUGGUAACACUUGCUUUGAUUUCCCUCCACUUUACCUGACCACCUAGUUGAAAUAGAAGAAUAAUUGACAGCUAAAUCUUUUCAGGUUGUACCAUUUUUAUUACCAGACAUAUUUGAAUUUAAAGCAGCUUCUUAAAUAAAUUUCUGCUAUAUUAAAUGUGAGAGUAUUCUUUAUCAAGAGUACUUUGUGAAUAUUGCUCUUUCUUAGCUUUCCAAGGAUUACACAUUUCAACUUUUGAAGCCUGUGAUUAGACCAAGUCAGAAUAUGUAAGAUACUUUAAAGCCAAACGAACAUAGGGAAAUCCCAACCCAGGGUAGCUUUUUAAAAAUAAGAAACCAAAAACACAAAGCCAUUUUCUCAGUAUGACACUGUAGCUUAGCAGAUGUAGCAACACAUUAGAUCCAAAGCUAGUUUGCCUUGGCAGCUGUCUUGGGCAUUUCACUAGUAGAGAAAUGUCUAUUCUUCAAGACAACUUUAUAAAUGAUAUCAGUUAUAUAGAGCUUAUUGGUGUUUUUUGUAUUUAUUUAGUGUAAUUCCAGGGACAAGUCUCUUCAUUGGGUUGGCUUUUCCUUUAUGUUACUAAGCCAGAAUUGAUCACAAUAAUUA
Molecule: messenger RNA, 4353 nt
Organism: Phascolarctos cinereus (koala)
Lineage: Eukaryota; Metazoa; Chordata; Mammalia; Diprotodontia; Phascolarctidae
Source: RefSeq, a predicted model, not a curated record